GUAGCGACUCCCCGCAAAAGCAAAGAGAAAUAAAACCGAAAAGUUGCGCAGUAUCGAAUGCUUCUUCGUCGUCACCUUCCUCUUGAGCUCUCUGCAACUUUGAUCCAAAUUCGGCUUGUGACCAUCAGUCUGGAAGUUCAUCGGGUCUGCAGAAUUCGUUUUAUGAAUAGUAAGCACCACACAUAAUCAAUAUCAACCGACACAGUUUUACUACACAAGUAUCUGGCUCUGGGCAUAUCUGGAAUAUGUCAAGUGUUAGACGUGUCUCACGUCAAGAUAUACAACUGGUGCAAAACCUUAUUGAGCGAUGCCUCCAGCUUUACAUGAAUCAGAAAGAAGUGGUGGAUACCCUACUGGAUCAAGCGAAAAUAGAGCCUGGUUUCACAGAACUUGUUUGGCAGAAGCUUGAGGAAGAAAAUCGAGAAUUUUUCAGGGCAUAUUACCUGAGACUGAUGGUAAAGCAACAGAUAAUAGAAUACAACAGAUUGCUGGAACAACAGGCGCGGUUGAUGCACCAGUUACACUCAACUGGAGUUUCUCCAAUUCCCACCUCCAAUGGAUCUCACAUCCCAUCGAUGCAUCAAAACUCAACAUGCUAUCCCCCAGACAGUAUAGGACCAGUAUUGAAGACAGAAAACUUACACCAUCAAGUUGGUUCCUGCUUACCCAGUCCAUUUACUAAUGGCGGCUCUUCAUUGCACAAUAAUUUGGAGAAUGUUGUUAAAAUGCCUGCUCAUGCCCACAGGAUUGAUGUCUCAGCAAACAUGCUUUCAACCCAGAGCUCCAACAUGGGGGGGCUGAUGCAAGGAAUAAAUGGGGGAAUUAUAAAAUCGGAAGUUGGAUAUUCAGGUUCUUACAUGUAUGGUCCUGAUGGCGGCAACCUGGAAACACGACCCAGUAUGGGAGAUGCUUCUGUUGCACCUUUCAAUAGUGUAGAGCCCAAUUCACAACCCCUAAAUGAAUCACUUCUGGAUCAAGACACUUCGUCGUUUGGUUUCUUAACUCAAAUUCCUCGAAAUUUCAGCCUCUCAGAUUUGACAGCAGACUUUUCUCAGAGCUCAGUGAAUACUACAGAUAUACUGGAGAGCUAUCCUAGAUCACCAUUCUUAGCUACAGAUAAUGAAAACUUCCUGGAACAUCAUGAAAGAGAAAGUCAAGGAGAUAAUAACAGGCUAGACACCAUUUCAGAAGGCGUUAGUUAUGAAGAUUUUGGCAGUGAAUAGUCAUGUAAUUUCAAGGUCAACUUUCAUGCUAGGACAGGACGAACAUAUACAUAGCAUUCAAGUUUUUAGAUAUUUCGGAAGUUGGUUCUCUUGCAAGAUUGUGGUUGGUGUAGAACUCACUGAUGUAGUGAGAAUUUGACAGUAGAAUGCUUUUUCCCAAGUGAAAACUGGACCGCAAGGUUUCCCCCUUGAUGGGAACGUGUUUGUGACUUUGCCAAUGGAUGAUCGGUUCGUUGUGGUAAAUUUAUCGUGGAAACAAAUAUAAUUUGUGGACUUAUCUGACAAGAGAGUGAGUUGUGAUGGUUAAUAAAGAUUAUUAUGUGUUUUGGCUUCAGCUAAUAAAGAGUUUUAAUUGAAUGUG
This is a messenger RNA of Argentina anserina (silverweed cinquefoil), 1584 nucleotides long. RefSeq lists its product as uncharacterized. Lineage: Eukaryota; Viridiplantae; Streptophyta; Magnoliopsida; Rosales; Rosaceae. The record is from RefSeq and is a predicted model, not a curated record. The coding region runs from base 246 to 1223 and encodes 325 amino acids. The transcript has 8 exons.